Messenger RNA from Schistosoma margrebowiei, 2498 nucleotides. The record is from the annotation of a GenBank genome assembly. Lineage: Eukaryota; Metazoa; Platyhelminthes; Trematoda; Strigeidida; Schistosomatidae.
UAUAUAUAUAUAUAUAUAUAUAUCAUCCAAGAGACACUAGAAUUAUGUAGAUAACCAGACAGUUAUACAUACACUAAUGCUAUGAAUUAUUCUACUAUCGUAAUGUGAUGGUGUCAUUCACACAAACCUUCGAUUCAGCGUUGAUAUAAAGUAACCUGAAACAACAAAACGCACAUUAUGUAAAGCUUCCGUGCUAUGUGGCCAUCAUACUUUUCAUGUCAUACAGUGUUGGUUUCAUAGUUUAGUCGUUAACUUGAUAAUUCUUCCUAGUUAGUUCUUGUUCCGCGCUUAUCUACUACUACUUUUUAAUUUGUCGGUACAUUUCGACUGUAGGUACGUUUGCUCGAGCAAUUUCAGUAAUUAAUGAUGUAUAAAAGUUGUGUCAACGAGCCUAUUAUCUGUCAAGCUGCUGUUGCUUGGGAACCAAGUAAACCGCUAGUGAUUGAAGAGGUUGAAGUUGCUCCUCCAUCAAGUGGGGAAGUGAGGAUCAAGAUUCAUUCUUCUGGAGUUUGUCAUACAGAUGCAUAUACUUUGAGUGGUCAUGAUCCGGAGGGAGUGUUUCCUGUCAUUCUUGGACAUGAAGGUGCAGGUGUUGUGGAAAGCGUUGGGGAAGGUGUAUCGUCUGUUGUUCCAGGAGACCACGUCAUUCCACUAUACAUUCCACAAUGUAAUCAAUGCAAAUUUUGUCUAUCUAAGAAAACGAAUUUAUGCUCAAAGAUAAGGGAAACGCAAGGAAAAGGCCUCAUGCCUGAUGGAUCUGUUCGUUUCAAAUGUCGUGGUAGACAAGUGCAUCACUUCAUGGGCUGUAGCACUUUCAGUGAAUACACAGUGCUACCUGAAAUUAGCUUAGCAAAAAUUGAUAAAAAUGCCCCAUUGAAUAAAGUUGGCCUUUUGGGUUGUGGCAUAAGCACGGGUUAUGGAGCUGUCUUUAAUACUGCUAAAGUUGAGAAAGACAGUAUAUGUGCUGUUUGGGGUCUUGGAGCAGUUGGAUUAGCAGCCAUAAUGGGAUGCAGAAUAGCUGGUGCUAGAAGAAUUAUUGGAAUAGAUAUUAAUGAAAACAAGUUUGGUUUAGCUCUGUCUUUUGGAGCUACAGAAUGCAUAAAUCCUGCGAAGCAUUCUAAGCCGAUACAACAGGUUAUUGUUGAAAUAACUGAUGGAGGCUGUGAUUAUUCUUUUGAAUGUGUCGGGAAUGUAGCUACCAUGCGUCAAGCUUUAGAAUCGUGUCACAAGGGCUGGGGUGUUUCAGUUAUAAUUGGUGUAGCGGAGGCUGGGGCAGAAAUCUCAACUCGACCAUUCCAACUUGUAACUGGCCGUACAUGGAAGGGUUGUGCUUUUGGAGGUUGGAAGUCUCGUGAUUCAGUGCCCAAACUAGUUGAAGACUAUUUAUCAGGGACGAUCAAGGUUGAUCAAUUUAUCACUCAUCAUUUUCAAUUAAAAGAUAUCAAUAAAGCUUUUGAUUUGAUGCAUGAUGGUAUUUGCAUCAGACCAAUGAUUCACCUCUUCGCUCCGUAAAACUCUGGCGUCGUCUGUGAUAUCUAUAGUUACCAUUGUUUUCCUAAGCGUUAUAGCGUUUUCUGUGCAUUAAACUCGUACAUUAAUCGGUAAAUCUUUUAUUGGAUUUCCAAUAUUUGGCGUAUCCAUGAACAGAUUUUAUUUAUAGAGCACAUCGGGGUGAUAUUGUGAAAAGCAUGAUAGUGAACUAAUUAACGGAAGUGGUAGUUAAUUAGUAGUGUAGUGAAGGAGAACACAGAUGAGGACAACCAAAUUGUACUUAGCACAAAUUACAGAGUUACUUGGUAAAAUAGAAAAACCCUAUAGUAAAUCGUUAAUUUGCAAAAUAUCAUUCCAUCAUAUAAAACCGGACUGUUGCUGUUGCAAACAUCACAUUUCAUUGUUCAUGCGAUUUCUUACAAAUCCCAUUGUGUUCUUGAUCUUCCCCAUCUUCUGCUGCCAGAUAUUACGUUCUUUUAACUCACGUUAUAUAUUACUUAUAUCAAUAUAAGUAGCACGCACCAGAGUAGUAAUUUAAUAAAAAAUAUAGCCACAGAAGAUUUCUCUCACUUUGCAAGCCAUAUCUUAUGGAGAACGUAAUAAACAACUGCUGCAAGAUCGCGAUAAGUUUCUGUUUUGAGCUAUACCUAAUAAUGUCCUGAGGCAUUGAUUUGUAUAAUCUCUAGUAUUGCGUGUGGAGGUUGGCAAUGAGCAAACAUACUCUGUCAAGCAUUCUAGGCCAUUUUGGAUUGCCGGUUAAAGCACCACCAAAUGACCUCAUAUUGUUUUCCUAACACCAGGCUUCUUCCUGCCAGUGGUUCGGAUAUGUUGAAACGGCUUGCGGCAACGAUGUGCUAACUUGCUCUGAUAACUAGCUUACAUAGGAUUGGAUCUUCACACACUAGUUUGCUGAUCAGUUUGAGGUUAGAUGUUCGGGAGGUAGUCUUGAUUUCAAGUCCCGAAUAGCAUAAAAAUCCUGACACUGAAACAAUGAUGUCUUUGAUUAC